Molecule: messenger RNA, 620 nt
Organism: Strongylus vulgaris
Lineage: Eukaryota; Metazoa; Nematoda; Chromadorea; Rhabditida; Strongylidae
Source: the annotation of a GenBank genome assembly
AUGUGGAGACUUAUGAGUGAUAAGUCCGGUAUUCGACUUAACGACAUCGUUCAAAUGGCAACUGAGAAGGAAAAUAUCGAACCCGACUAUCGGAUUCGCACCAUUGAGUCACUCUCGAGGCACAUCGAGUCUGCGCUAAGAUAUCAACAUACGGCAACCUCACGAACCCAGUAUACCUUACACAGAGUAUUUAAAUGCUUUAAUAUGCGCUACUAUGAGAGCUACGUCACAGGCAUGUACUUGGCAACAAAAAUUAUGUAUGUGGGAAACAUCCUCACCAAUCUCGUGCUCGUUAAUAAAUUCCUCGAAACGGACGACUACUCAAUAUACGGACUUGGAGUUUUGAGGGAUCUUCUGUUUGGCAGGACAUGGAUGGAAAGCGGAAAUUUCCCUCGGGUUACUUUGUGCGACUUCGAAGUCCGAGUGCUGGGAAACAACCAGCGACAUUCCGUACAGUGUGUUUUGGUGAUUAACAUCUUCAACGAGAAGAUAUUUAUACUUAUCUGGCUGUGGUUUACACUGCUCUUCGUAGCCUCCACACUCGAUAUGCUAUACUGGUUUAGCAUAUCAAUGUUUCAUAGGUCAGUAUCUCGCAAUCCAACAAAAACUGUUUCUUAAAG